Messenger RNA from Dissoconium aciculare CBS 342.82, 3480 nucleotides. Its product is annotated as Polyphosphoinositide phosphatase, factor-induced gene 4. Gene Ontology annotation, biological process: phosphatidylinositol dephosphorylation. The coding region runs from base 332 to 3376 and encodes 1014 amino acids. The record is from RefSeq and is a predicted model, not a curated record. Lineage: Eukaryota; Fungi; Ascomycota; Dothideomycetes; Mycosphaerellales; Dissoconiaceae. Gene Ontology annotation, molecular function: phosphatidylinositol-3,5-bisphosphate 5-phosphatase activity. Gene Ontology annotation, cellular component: intracellular membrane-bounded organelle. The transcript has 2 exons.
CGAGUACAGUUUGCGACUACUCUGACCGAUAUCUUUCGAAUCGAGCUGUCUCGCUCGUUUGCAGCAGGUGUUCAGGGUUCUUAUCUUAACGUUAUCCGCUUCCAUCAGUUGCAACUGAGAGCACCGUUAUAUCGCAGCAACAUCGUCGCCUCGUGACCAUCGGAAAACAUUCCAAGCAUACUCUAUGCAAUUUCGUAUCUCACAGUAGCGCCUCGUCACGAGAAAUUGACGACGACACGAAGUAGUAGAAUUUUUAAAAAGAUCGCGGGCGACGGAAGCUCAGGCAAUACGCGGCCCAUCGGCUGCAAGGGAGACUUUUUGUUGGAUCACCAUGGAAAACGGACCCAUAGAUGCAGGUCCGCCUGAUGAAUCCGAUGGCGCUCCUGGCCGGACGUUCCUGCCCUCAGAUGAUCGUCCUGAUUCGCAAGGACGGUCUGUCGCACAAGAUCCGUCCGUCCGCAAAGUUUCAGCGCCCGACGAACCUGAUGGCAGCUAUGAUGACGAACUCAAGACAGACGAUUACGACAAGAGUCAAGGGCCGGAUGCCAUAGCACGAGAUCUUCCUAUGUUCACGCGGGUUGGUGCAACAAAGGAAGAAAUAGCCGGCAUAGUCUCAUUUGAAGACGACGAACAUCUGAAGACCAAGUCUUUCGACGUGAGAGAGGUCGAGAAUGGCCAUUCACACCCGCACAGAAUGUACAAAUUCACGCUUUAUGAGACAAAUGCGCGAUACUGGAUUACUGGUGCAGACAUCACAGACAAGUCAUUUCGCAUGCUUCGCAUAGACAGGACUUCUGCGCCAGGUCAAAUUGCACUAUUCGAGGAUGAAACCGUAUACGAUCGAGACCAGCUGAACGACGUUCUCACUGCCAUCGAUCAGGGCAACAAGGCCACCAAUGGACUUCGGAAAAAGUACAGCUUUUGGGGAAUUCUGGGGUUCAUCCGCUUCACCGAGGCCUACUACAUGUUACUCAUCACAAAGCGGAAGCAGGUCGCCAUGAUUGGUGGUCAUUAUGUCUAUCAGAUCGAGAGUACAGAAAUGGUACCAUUGUCGACAGGGUCAAGCAGCUCAUUUCUGAGGGAUCGAAAUCCAGAAGAAGCUCGCUUCCUUAGCAUCAUGAACAAUGUUGAUCUCAGCAAGUCAUUCUACUUUAGCUAUACCUACGAUAUCACCCACUCCCUCCAGAACAACAUCAUUCGCAUGCGGAAUUCUAUCCAUGAAGGGCAUCAUCACGCCACGUCUCAUGACUACAACGGUAUGUUCGUGUGGAACAACCAUCUACUCAAGCCCGCAGUACAGGCACUGAAGCAUCCAUAUGAUUGGUGCCAACCCAUCAUUCACGGUUUUCUGGACCAGGCUUCGCUGGACAUAUUUGGGCGUACAGUAUACGUCACCAUCAUCGGUCGACGCUCACGAUUCUUCGCGGGAGCUCGAUUUCUCAAACGUGGGAUCAACGAUUUAGGAUAUGUGGCGAAUGACGUGGAGACAGAACAGAUCGUCGCGGAAAAGGUCACGACAUCUUUUCAUGCUCCGGGCUUGGGACUGUAUGCCAACCCUACGUACACUUCAUACUUGCACCACAGGGGCAGCAUCCCGCUUUAUUGGAGUCAGGACAGCAGUGGCGUCACUCCCAAACCCGCCAUCGAUGUGCAUCUCAAUGAUCCCUAUUAUGUGGCCGCGGCGCAGCAUUUCGAUAAUCUCUUCGAGAGAUAUGGUGGCCCUGUCUAUGCUCUCAAUCUGGUCAAGCAAAAGGAAAAGGUGCCUCGUGAGUCCAAGCUGCUCGAUGAGUACAAGAAGUGUCUGGAUUAUCUCAACAGCUCGCUGCCUGGGGGCAAGAAGAUCAUCUACGAAGCCUACGAUAUGAGCAGGGCUGCUAAGACACGCUCUUCGAAUGUCAUCAGUGGACUGGAGACCAUCGCUCGGGCCAUCCUAGAUCGGACCGGGUUCUUUCACAAUGGCGAUGAGGACGCUCAGCUACAGAACGGGAUAGCGAGAACGAAUUGUAUCGAUUGUCUCGACCGGACUAAUGCAGCUCAGUUUGUGAUUGGCAAACAUGCUUUUGCUCUGCAGCUCCGGGCACUUGGCGUCAUCACGUCCGAAGAGAUAGCGUACGACACCGACGCCAUAAACUUGUUUACUGGGAUGUUUCAUGACCAUGGCGACAACAUUGCUAUGCAGUAUGCCGGCUCGCACCUUGUCAAUACAAUGGCCACAUAUCGCAAACUCAGCCAUUGGCAAAGCUCCUCGCGAGAUAUGGUGGAGAGCUUCAAGCGUUACUACCACAACUCAUUCCUGGACAGUCAACGUCAGGAGGCCUACAACCUUUUCCUUGGAAAUUAUGUGUGGGCGCAGGGUCAACCGAUGUUGUGGGAUCUUUCAACGGAUUAUCAUCUACAUCACAGCGAUCCACGUGGCUGGCUCGAGCGGCACAGGCGAAAAUACACAGAUUGGUAUACUCCCGAAUUUAUCGAGCCUCGGACCAUGCCCGCAGCCCCACGUGGAGAUCAAGCCCUUACAUCCAAGCAGUGCGUGCCAGAGUAUGAUGACUACUGGAGGGAGUGUUAUCGGCCGACAGCACUUUCGUCACUGCAGAAAGUAUAUUCUUACAAGGUUUCUUCCAUGCCAAGAUUCCUCCACGAUCGAACACAUAGUGAAACCAAAUACGAUUUCAGUCCGUUUGUCCCGCGAGUGGACCCUCAUAAACAUCAACAACAUCACCAGAACGGCAGUGAGUCGCCCAACAAGAAGCCGGCCAAGAAGGGCGUCAAGAUCAUCGCGCCGCAGGAGGAAUUGAAUUUGUCAAACUCACCAGCCCUCCCAGUCCCACCAAGUGCUGAUACAUAUCGAGGUCCUGCCCCUGAUGAGAUAGCGAGCAUACUGCGAGGUUCAGUCUACGACAGACCGAACGCCAACGCACAACGAAAUGCCGGCCCACCCGUGCGGCCGGCAGACAAAGGUCAAAUGCAUCUGUGGACACUGAAUCAAUUCCACACCCAGUCCCUCAAUCCCCAUGUUCCCGAACACGAGGCGUGGGAAUACGAACGCUACAUCGCCCACCCAUUGAAUCUUCCCCUGGUAGUGUCCUCCGAGGAUCCCUCAGAUGCCAACAUUGAUUUUGUCGAGUACGUCCACAAAGCCGGCGGGAUGUUAUAUCGCGGCUCCGCGGACGACGAGGAGGGGGUCUUCGCGGCAGGCAUCCGCGACGCGGAUUUACAGGCUUAUUGGAACUAUGUCGAAGAUGUGCCUGAUGAUCCGCUCACGGUUUUCGAGGAUGAUCUCGUCGAUAAGAAGCGGUACAAGGCCUAUCGCCAGUGGCUUAAGGGGAAGAGUUUGUUCAAGCAGAGUAAGGUUGAUCCGGAGUAUCGGAGUGCCUGAUCGGGCUAUGAACUGACGUUUUGAUGACUGUUGAUUGCUUGCUUGCUCUUAAGUAUCAUUGCUAUGUAUUUUAAUAUCAGAGGAUUGAAAAUACACUUUGGAAG